Molecule: messenger RNA, 1451 nt
Organism: Ziziphus jujuba (common jujube)
Lineage: Eukaryota; Viridiplantae; Streptophyta; Magnoliopsida; Rosales; Rhamnaceae
Product: protein STRICTOSIDINE SYNTHASE-LIKE 10-like
Exons: 3
Coding region: 47-1123 (358 amino acids)
Biological process (GO): biosynthetic process
Molecular function (GO): strictosidine synthase activity
Source: RefSeq, a predicted model, not a curated record
UAUAUAUAUAUCAUACAGUUUGAUGAUUUAGCUGGGAAUUAAGGACAUGAAUAAUCCUCCAUUUUCAUCAUCUUCUUCUUCUCCUAUGUUCUUCAUGUUCCUUAUCUUCUUCGUCAUAGCCCCUACUUUGAGCCUCUCCAACAAACCUGAAGCUUCUAUAAAAUAUCUUAAAAAUUACAAUCAACUUCAGCUUCCGAAAGUAGUUGGGCCAGAAAGCAUUGCCUUUGAUUGCAAAGGAGAAGGACCAUACGUAGGAGUUUCAGAUGGUAGAAUUCUCAAAUGGCAAGGACCACAUUUGGGUUGGACUGAGUUUGCUAUCACUUCACCAAAUAGGCAAAGAAAUUUAUGUGAUGGUUCAACCAACCCUGACAUAGAACCAAAGUGUGGAAGACCAUUGGGCCUCAAAUUCAACCCCACAAGCUGUAACCUCUACAUAGCCGAUGCAUAUUUUGGUCUCCUAAUGGUAGGACCAACUGGUGGUGCGGCCAAACAACUUGCAACUUCUGCUCAAGGUAUUCCUUUUCGUCUCACAAAUGCUUUGGACAUCGACCCUCAAACCGGUGUCGUUUAUUUCACCGAUGCUAGCUUUCGUUUCCAAAGAAGAGUUUGGUUGCUGUCUAUUCUAACGGGUGACAAAACCGGAAGAUUAAUGCAAUACGAUCCAAACACAAAGAAAGUGAAUGUCUUGCUAAAAGGAUUGGCCUUUGCAAAUGGUGUGGCUCUAAGCAAAGACAACUCAUUCCUCCUUCUAGCUGAAUCCACCACAAGCAAGAUUAUAAGGUUUUGGCUUAGAGGGCCCAAAGCUCAAACCUCAGAAGUUUUUGCCCAAUUGAGUAGAUCCCCGGAUAACAUCAAAAGAAACAAGAAAGGAGAAUUUUGGAUAGGACUAAACAGUGGGAGAGGAAUUUUUAAAAGUAAACAAUUAUUACACUUUGAAGAUGAAAUCCCAUGGUGGAGAAACGAUCCUGUGGCUACUAAGUUUGAUGAAGAAGGAAAAGUUUUGGAGGUCUUGGAUGGGAAUGGUGGUACCAAGUUCGAUUCAAUUAGUGAAGUUGAAGAACAUAAAGGUAAUUUGUGGAUAGGCUCAGCAGUAAAACCUUAUGUUGGUUACAUCAUGGUUUAGCCAAUAGAUUGAUUUUUCGGUACAAUUAAGACUUCAUAUUACAUGUAUAUGUAGGAAAUUUGAUUAAUGUUUUUCUUUUCGAGAAAAAAAAAAUCAUAAUUUUAUAUUAAUUUUAUUUUGGUAAUUGUGAAGGUGUAUGAUGGAUAAGAGGUUUUGGUCCUUGUAAAGAUGAACAAGCCGCUUAUGUUGAUAAGAGUGGCCAUAAGCUAUAGCUACAAUUUGAUCCGCUAUGAUCUUUGUGAUCUUCUCAUUUAUAUGUAGUGGUAUAUCUAUUCUGUUAAAUGAUUUAAUUGGGUGUCCCUCAAAAAAAGAAUUAAUUUAUUGGAGA